GAAACUUUGAGGCGUGUCUAAGAAAUUUAAGUUCCAUUUUUCCUAAUAGUUGAAACAGUGGCCUUUAUGAAUCCAUCCAUUCUCCGUGUGGGUGUGGUUGUCAUAUUUUCGGAAGAUUUCUGUCUACAUGUAGACAUUCUGAUCCCUUUUCCAGCAAAUUGUUUUUGUGUUUAAAGGAGUCUCUGCUUCAAAUGCUUUCGAAUUCAUUCGCAAUAGAUUUGGCAUAUCAUUUAAUUUGCCUGUGCCAUACAGUCUGCCAUGGCAGGAGUUGCCUAUACCGACCUCGCCUACUAUAGUUAUUAUUAAAAUCCAUUAAUUGACUAUUAUAUUCUUUGAAUGUGUAAAAUUUUAGUGUGAUACAAAAUUAAUAGCUGCGAUCACUUUUCAGUCACCUGCCCCCGGAAGCCUCAAAAGGACAAUCGUUCAUAAUAUUACUAAGGCACAUCUUCUACACGAAUAUUGCAUUGUCACAACAAAUGAUUCAGUCGUUUUUGGAGCAGCUAAGAAAUAUCUACAUCUUGACAAAUACAUCUGGGGGUGCUUCAUAAGAACAAUGAGGGUCCAAACUCUUCUCAUUCUAUAUUGGACAAUCUCAGUGUGCUAUUGCGACAACCCCGACCCAACACCAGCAGUAUCAUACAUGCCUCCAUGGACCGGUACUUCGAACACUGCCCAGGUUGUAUUCUGCAACAAUACACAUUUCUGCCGCUCAAGAAACCCUCCCUGUGUUGAUGCCCCCGUUAACGAACACUUGGCUUGCUACUGCGACACACUAUGUCUCAUCUUCGACGAUUGCUGUAACGACUAUGAGGAGACGUGUCUUCUCGAAUAUGGAACAACUGCUACAACGGCCACAGACGAACCUUCCCUUAGUAUAGAUGUUGAAGAUAGUUUGGGAUUGCCUCUCGACAGGUUUGAAUGCAACACAAUUUCUUACGCUCCCAAACGUUCUAAUACAGGUUUUUGGGUAGUAUCAAAAUGUCUGUCUGGUAAAGAGGAGAGUUUGAAGUCCCAAUGCGAAGAUACCCUUCAGCUCCCUCCAUCGAAAAUGAGCGACGAAGAUUUUAAAGCUAAAUACGUACCCGUUACUUCUAACAAGACGAAUGUGGCCUACAAAAAUCAGUUUUGUGCUCAGUGCAACGAUGAUUAUGGUGAUGUGUACUGGUAUCUUAAGAUUGUUGACAACAUUAAUGCUAGUAAGGACUUAGGUAAUUAUGCCCUAGAGAGAAUGUUUUAUCUGUAUGUCAUGUCGUACAGGAGUUUAACAUGGUACCCUCCAAGCAAUGUCUACACGAAGCUCAUCAGAACAUGUAUCAAUCUUGAGGUUACUGACAACGCUGAUUGUGGAGAUUCAUUCACAAAGCAAGAAGGAGAUGACUGCAAUAGUGUCACUGCUUAUGUUCGAAUAGAUAAUGCACGACCCGAUCAAGAACAUUUCCAAAAGUCAUUUUGCCAGGGCUGUGCAACCAAUAAAGCCUACGAUGUCUUGUGCACCCAGGACAUUCCUACUGCUUUGUAUGUCAUAAAUCAGAAAGAGACUGCAUUAAAGGAACUACAUCUCGUGCCAAUAUCAGUCAUUAUUGAUUUUACGGGCUCCUCUAAAAUCAUCGAAAUGGAGGAGAGACAGGAGGAGAUUGUAAUUAAGUGUCCAUCUGGACAUGUGUAUGACCCUAAUGCAAAUGUGUGUAUACAGCUAUCCUGCUCAGAAGGAUUCGUCAUGGCCAUUGAUACCUGUGUUCCAGAGAUGGGUCCUCUCAACCAGUACUGUCCUGAUCAGGUUCAAGAGUGGUCUUGGGAAUUUUACCCUGAUUCCCGAAAAUCAUGCGAAGGCAAGUUCUCUUUAUUACUGGGAUGUCUCCAGGAGAAAGGUAUCUCUGUAGAUGUGAUAAAAAUCUUAGCAACCUAUAGCAAAUCAUAUUUAUAUUGCCACUACAAUUUUCUGGCCAACGUGUCUACGAAUGAAAGAGAGUCUAAUUGGACAACGCUAGAUGACUAUAUGGUCCAAAGCAUUGCGACUCCCAAAUCCCACUUUUAUGAUCAAUGUGUCAUUCUUGAUGCAGAAUUAUAUAAAUCAUGCAAGAGCGCUCUUAAAGACCGUUGCACUAUUCCGCUGCGUACAUUUCCCCUAGGUGCUACUCAGCUCAGUCCAACCGGAGUGAAAAAUUACUAUGUAAGUGAACUUGAAAAGUGGUAUUCUGAGUACAUGGCUGUUGAACGAGUCACUUACAAUGCAAACUACACCAAGGUGACAUCUCUAUUUGUUUGUACCGAGAAUAUGCUCCAUUGUCCGUUUGUAACACUUAAUCAAUCACUGUUCUCUGAAAUUCGCAAUGGAACCAGAGAAAUUGAAUACAAACCAACCGGUAGAAUUUUCUCCCCAGGAGAAUUUUUACGAAUUGAUAGCGGAUACAUCCGUGUUUGCAAUUUCUUCGGUAACGUAAGAGUCGAGAACAAAACUUCUGUGACUACCUAUAUAUCAUUCUCUCUAAACCAAUCAAUUGUCAGCACCGUGGGUUGCUCACUGUCGCUAGUUGCGUUAUUUAUGACUUUCUUAACGUAUGCGCGCUUUCGAGCUUUGCGCCGAUGCGUAUGCAACAAGUUGAUCAUGUGUCUCUGCGUUGCUCUUUUCACUGGGCAAUCAUUGCUCCUCUUGGGUGGACUGGCUAAAUUCAACGUCACUCUCUGCACCGCAGUUUCCUCGUUGACGCACUACACUUGGCUUGUGGCUUUUGCAUUGACUUUCAGCCUGGCAUACGACCUCAACCGCACAUUCGGCUCUAAGACGAUCAGCCGAACAAGCGAGAAUGGAUCAAAGAUUCUUCUUAUGUACCUCUCCAAUUCAUUCGGAACCCCACUUCUUGUCGUCAUUCCUUGUCUGAUCAUCCAAAUUCAGAAAAGAGAGACUGUUAUUUAUGGCCGUGAUGGUAUCUGUUGGCUUUCUGGAUAUGUUCCACUGAUGCUAUCAUUUGGUGUUCCUGUGGCAAUCACCCUGUGUCUCAACAUGGUUCUCUUCGCCCACACAGUGUUCUCCAUCUUCAAGGCCAAGCGUCUGUCAAGAAAGCUACUCCUCCACCAUCUGCGUAAGCCAACCUACACUGAAAAUAUGAAAGAGCUGCUUAUCUACUUUAAGAUUUCGACUUUAAUGGGAUUUACGUGGGUGAUUGGAUUUGUCGCUGCCUACGUUAGGACUCCGGUGGUCUGGUAUAUCUUCGUUGUCCUCAAUUCCCUCCAAGGUACCUUCAUCUUUGCGGCAUUCAUGUGCAACCUGCGAGUCUGGCAACUGUGGAUUAAGGGCAUGCCGACGAAAUCUUCCUCUAUCAUGUCCAUCCCGAAGUCGUCCAACGGCUGCGUGGAACCGGCUGCCAAUGCGCUACAUUAUACCAGCACCGAUGGGGAGGUUAAUCGGACCAUCGAAAGUUAUGAAAGCAAGACUAACAAUGUUAUAACACGAAUGUGAAAUGAUCCGGGGUAAAAACAGUCUCUGCACACAGAGGGAACCUUAAUGUCAUAUAAACACAGAGGACGAGGGGACAACUGCCCCUGUGGCAUUUCAAGUGAUACAAAUUAAAAUAGGAGAAAACAGAUGAAAGAAAAAUAUUAUUUGAAAAAAUGUUCCAUGACCAAGUCAGAAGUGUCACUUUGAUAUCAAUCUAAAAAAAAAGCAACACUAAAUUUGUCAAGUGAUGGCACAAAUUACAUUACCAUAUGCAUUGACGUCAUUGUGCCGCCAUCUUAGAGGCUGAAGUCAUUACCUUUGCAUGCGCUGGUGAUCCGCAGCUGGCGCAUCUCUGACAACUCUGUUUACGCGUAUUGCUAUAUCCUCCGAGUGAGGGAGCUAUGUGACAUCAUAACGUUAAAACACUAGAAGACACUAAAAAGGCUACUUUCACCCAUUUACACUCGCAAAACAGGAAAAAUAGAAAGCGAUAUUCAACAAGUAUAAGAUGCUGUUUUGUGGGUACCUAUACUUAAAGGUCAUGUCCACCCCAGAAAAAUGUUGAUUUGAAUAAAUGGAGAAAAAUCAGACUAGCAUAACGCUGAAAAUUUCAUCAAAAUCGGAUGUAGAAUAAGAAAGUUAUGGCAUUUACAUUUUCGCUUAUUUUUUCACAAAACAGUUAUGCACAACUCAGUGACAUGCAAAUGAGUCAAUCGAUGAUGUCCAUCACUCACUAUUUCUUUUGUUUUUUAUAGUUUGAAUUAUACAAUAUAUCAUUUUUUACAAAUUUGACAAUACGGACCAACUUGACUGAACCAUAUGAUAUUAAACAAUGCUAAUUUCACGUGUUCAGGGGGGAAUUAAUCGUUGUUUCACUUGGCAAUGAGGAGAAAAUUAGAAUAUUUCAUAUUUCACAUAGUAAAAUACAAAAGAAGUAGUGAGUGGAUGACAUCAUCAGUCUCCUCAUUUGCAUACCGACCAGGAUGUGCAUAUAACUGUUUUGUGAAAUUAAGCGACACUUUAAAAUGUCAUAACUUUCUUAUUUUACAUCCGAUUUUGAUGAAAUUUUCAGUGUUAUGCUUGUUGGAUUUUUCUCUU
Messenger RNA from Lytechinus pictus (painted urchin), 4534 nucleotides. RefSeq lists its product as uncharacterized. Bases 554 to 3457 code for a protein of 967 amino acids. Gene Ontology annotation, biological process: cell surface receptor signaling pathway; G protein-coupled receptor signaling pathway. Gene Ontology annotation, molecular function: G protein-coupled receptor activity. The record is from RefSeq and is a predicted model, not a curated record. Lineage: Eukaryota; Metazoa; Echinodermata; Echinoidea; Temnopleuroida; Toxopneustidae. Gene Ontology annotation, cellular component: membrane. The transcript has 4 exons.